AUGCUCCAAUUUCUCAUUGCACCAUUUAAUCAUGCCACACACUUUGGCAGAACAAAUGCCACAAUUUCCACAUCCAUAGACCACUACUUCACCCUCUCAACACCUACCUUUUCCGUUCCACCAAUGCCUCCUAAACCUGAAAACCCAGAUCCUCAGCAUGGAACCUCAACAUCUAACCCUCUCAGAUCACCAAAUUCAUUAACUUCCAUUUGUCCGCCUCCUGUGAAGUCACUCGAACAUCUUCCCCAACAAGAACAUCAUCAUAGACAUGUAGUUCAACUAGGGGUGACUGUGACGGCAUGCAUGCUUGGCGUGUUCAUGUUUCUCUGCGCCGUGUCCGUACUCAUAAGGUACUUUUACUCCAGGAGAUACAACCGCAACCCUAACGGAAGAAGAGACACGCCGAUAUUGUUCGCUUUGAACGGAGGAGAUUCUCCCACUUCGGAUAACGAUGAUGACGUGGACCAAGACCACUUGGCGGUUGUCCACCCCAUAUGGUACAUCCGCACCGUCGGUCUCCAACAAUCGCUCAUAGACUCCAUCACCGUCUUCAAAUACAGAAAAAACGAAGGAAUCAUAGACAGCUCCGAAUGUUCUGUGUGCCUCGGAGAGUUCGAACACGACGACACUCUCAGGUUGUUGCCCAAGUGCAGCCACGCUUUCCACGUGCCUUGCAUUGACACCUGGCUCCGCUCGCACAAAAACUGUCCCCUGUGUCGCGCGCCUGUGGUCGCCGAUGAAACUGGAGCCGCUGACCAGAAUCAUCACACGGUUUCAACCGUGUCUGAUCAUCAGAGUCAGAAUCAUGAGGCUCGGGCGGAGGAUUCUGAUGAAGCGGUUGGAUUAGAAGACGGUGGUGGUUCUGGUGAGUCUUCUGGUGGAAUAGAAACACAGCCUCUGAGGAGAUCGGUUUCCGUGGAUUCUUCUUCUGCUUCUGCUUCUGCUUCAAAUUCAACGGUGUUUCGUGAUGUGAGGGUGGAUAUAGACACCCCUUAUGACGAAAAAUUGGGUUCAAGUAACAAGGGUGUGAUUCACAUGAGUAUUGAGAAACAUGGAAGUGGGAGUUCAAGUUCAACUACAAUUCACAAGUUGGCUUCUAUUGGACGUGCCUUACAAAAGGGAUCAGUCUCAAUGAGAAGAUCGUUUUCACAUAACACGAAAUUUUCGUUAUCCGCGCACUGUAGGAGUCAGAGCUCUACUCUUCCAUUGUAA
Molecule: messenger RNA, 1212 nt
Organism: Sphenostylis stenocarpa
Lineage: Eukaryota; Viridiplantae; Streptophyta; Magnoliopsida; Fabales; Fabaceae
Source: the annotation of a GenBank genome assembly